AACAGGAAUGAAAACAAGAGAGGGGACACGCCUUCUCUCCUAAAAGGUUAUAGCAGCUUAAUAAGUGUCAGAACUGGGCAGCCCGUCGUGCUCAUGUCGGGAGACCGAAUAACAACAACACAGAAUAUUUAGCCUCGCCGAAAUGGAGUCCACAGAAAUGUCCGACUACGUUGCCAGCAGUCGUUGGUCAUAAGCGCUCGAACAUUAACAGUAGAAUCGUGUGAAAAGCCAGCAGAACAUGCCCAACCAGAAGAGCAACAAGGGGAAGAAGAGCAAACGCACCAACAGUAGCGGAGAUGAGCAGGAAAAUGGAGCCUGUGCGGCCGCAACAGGAGGCGCGGCCGCGGCUGCUGCUGUCACUAUCACUGCCGCCGCCGCUGCCGCCGCCGUCGCCGCUGCCGCUGCUACUGCGCCCGGGAACGAGCGUUCAAAUGAGGUCAAGUGUGCGACCCCUCUGGGCUGCAGCCUGGGCCGUCCCAUCGACCUGGAGAAGGACGACUACCAGCGGGUGCUCUGCAACAACGAGCUCUGUCCCUACGGCAACUGGAUGCAUCUGCAGUGUUUCUACGAGUGGGAGAGCUCCAUCCUGGUACAGUUCAACUGCAUCGGCCGCGCACGGUCAUGGAACGAGAAGCAGUGUCGACAGAACAUGUGGACCAAGAAAGGAUACGACCUGGCUUUCAGGUUCUGCUCCUGCCGUUGCGGCCAGGGUCACCUGAAGAAAGACACCGACUGGUAUCAGGUGAAACGCAUGCAGGAUGAGAGGAAGAAGAAGCCAUCUGAGAGGAGCACUGGGCGGACAGGGGCCAGUGGAGGGGCUUCUGGACCUGGGGAUGGGUUGUUUGAGGAGCCCAGGAAAAGUAAGCCGGUGUUGGGAUCGCAUAAAACAGCACACAGAGCCUCGAGUCAGGAUCUACCGAGAAAACAAUCAGUGGAGCGCCAGAACUCUGUUGAGAGUGGAGCAGCAGGGGGACUCUUUCCUCUGGGACCUCCUUACAGGUCUCCAUGUGACUCCCCAGGACAAUCUCCCCCAUCCGGAUUCUCCUUCUCGCCAACCUCUGUCCUCGGACCUGGUGUAGGUGGGCCAGCUUUCCGGGGCUCCCGUCAAUUAGGGGAGUUCCUCAAAUCAGCGGUCCACAUGGACACACAGCGCAAGCACCUUUUAGUCGGAGGGGCCUUUAGCCGAGGCUCCGGCGGUAUUCCUCAGCUUGACCCCGCAGCUGUUCUACCCCUGCCUAUGGCCUUCACCCUCCCGCUCCAUCACCGGCUCGCCUCGGGCAGUGUGGGUGAUGCCGCUCUUCCUCAGCCCGUGCAGUUCCUAAGGAGGCUGGACCUCUCGGAACUUCUCACUCACAUCCCUCGCCAUAAACUCAACACCUACCAUGUUCGCAUGGAGGACGAUGCCCAGGCGGGCCAGGGAGAAGAACUACGCAGGUUCAUCCUGUCCACCCUGAGCGCGAGCCAGAGGAACGUGGUCAACUGUGCGCUGUGUCACCGGGCACUGCCGGUGUUUGAACAGUUUCCGCUUGUGGACGGCACCAUGUUCCUCAGCCCGUCACGCCACGACGAGAUCGAGUACGACGUUCCGUGCCACCUGCAAGGCAGGCUGAUGCACCUGUACGCCGUGUGCGUGGACUGUCUGGAGGGCGUCCACAAGAUCGUAUGCAUCAAGUGCAAGUCCCGCUGGGACGGCAGCUGGCACCAGCUGGGCACGGUGUACACCUACGACAUCCUGGCCGCGUCACCCUGUUGCCAGGCUCGUCUCAACUGCAAACACUGCGGGAAGCCGGUGGUGGACGUGCGCGUGGGGAUGCAGUAUUUCUCCGAGUACAGCAACGUCCAGCAGUGUCCUCACUGCGGCAACCUGGACUACCACUUUGUCAAACCCUUCUCCUCCUACAAAGUACUGGAGGCUUAUUGACAAAUGUUGCCACGCAUGCUGCUUGUCCUUUCUUUCUUUUUUUUACUCUUUAGGAAAGUUUCUAUUUUCGGGACGUAUGAUGCGUUGAUGUCUUAGGUUCUUACUUAUUUUUAUUUUGUUUUUAUUUUAUUUUUUUAAAUGUACACACCGAGCAGUUCCGAGACGACGCCGAUCUGUGACAAGUGAAUGUACCUGGAAGACAAAUGACAUCUUUAUUUUUACCAAAAAAUAACAUUGUUGUGGAAUAAAAGGCGAGAUACGUGAA
This is a messenger RNA of Nerophis lumbriciformis (worm pipefish), 2186 nucleotides long. RefSeq names its product hdc homolog, cell cycle regulator (gene heca). The record is from RefSeq and is a predicted model, not a curated record. Lineage: Eukaryota; Metazoa; Chordata; Actinopteri; Syngnathiformes; Syngnathidae.